Messenger RNA from Trichogramma pretiosum, 1302 nucleotides. RefSeq names its product alcohol dehydrogenase [NADP(+)] B-like. The record is from RefSeq and is a predicted model, not a curated record. The coding region runs from base 167 to 1213 and encodes 348 amino acids. The transcript has 6 exons. Lineage: Eukaryota; Metazoa; Arthropoda; Insecta; Hymenoptera; Trichogrammatidae. Gene Ontology annotation, molecular function: oxidoreductase activity.
ACGCAGUACAAAAGUCGAGAAUCGUACGAAGGUUAUUAAACUCGGGGGACCAGCAGUAUCGAGCCUCAUUCUCGUCUCGAACGAGGAGAGACGCGGAUCUCGACUGCUAUAUAACGCGAAGUUUUAACAAGUGGCAGACGAGGAAAAAACACAAAACUCGGCAAAAAUGUUGAAAUUAAUAAAUAUCGUUUGUUUGCUGGUGGCAAUUAAUUUGCAAGGGAGUUUCGCCGUUGAAAAAUUAAAGUUGUCGUCAGGAUAUGAAAUCCCGGUCGUUGGUUUGGGUACUUCUACCAUAAAACUCGACAACAUGGAAGAGGCAAUUUUGAGCGCCUUAAACAAUGGAUACAGGCACAUUGACACCGCCUUUUCUUACAAAAAUGAGGCUGCAAUCGGAAAAGCGGUGAAAAAGUGGUUAGAUAUGGGCAACAAACGAGAAGAUUUAUUCAUCACCUCAAAGCUGCCAAGCCAAGCUCAUCGGCCUGAAAGUAUAGAAAAGUACUUGAUCCAAUCGCUGAAGGAUUUGGAUAUGGAUUACGUCGAUAUGUAUCUGAUCCAUACCCCAUGGGCCUCCAAAGAAGGAGCCAACUUGGACGCUGUCACAGAGAACGGUAACGAAGUUUUGGACGAUGUAGAUCACAUCGCCAUGUGGAAGGUCAUGGAAAAACAAGUCAAGGCAGGACGCGCCAAAUCCAUCGGAUUGAGCAACUUCAAUAAAUCGCAAAUUGCUCGAGUAUACGAUAAUGCAGAGAUCAAGCCGAGUAAUUUGCAGGUCGAGUCUCACGCCUACCUGCACCAGAAGGAUCUGCGCAAAUUUUGCAAGGAGCGCAACAUCGUCGUGACGGCUUACGCGCCGCUGGGCUCGCACGGCACGCGCUACUACACCCACGGCGGCACCAAGAAGGAGCUGCCCUCGCUGCUGACGGUGCCGCUGGUCAAGGACGAGCUCGCCCAGAAGUACAAGAGGACGCCGGCUCAGAUUCUGCUGAGGCACACCGUGCAGGACGGCCUGGCCGUCAUACCCAAGAGCUCCAACCCCGCCCGCCAGAAGGAGAACAUCGAAAUCUUCGACUUCAAGCUCGACGACGAGGACAUGAAGAAGCUCGACGAGCUGGACAAGGGCAAAUACGGACGAGUCUUUGACUUUCUCGCUUGGUACAAAGACCUCGACAAGCAUCCUCAAUACCCAUUUGUGAGCGAGGUUCAAUCGGCAUAAAUAAUGGCCCACACUCUAUGAUGCACGAAGAGUCGACAUGAAUAUUUAUUUGUACAAAAUGUUCUUUUAUACUCAAUAAAUGUUAUUCA